Molecule: messenger RNA, 606 nt
Organism: Fusarium poae
Lineage: Eukaryota; Fungi; Ascomycota; Sordariomycetes; Hypocreales; Nectriaceae
Exons: 3
Coding region: 1-606 (201 amino acids)
Source: RefSeq, a predicted model, not a curated record
AUGUCAGGAAACCUGGUACAUAUUCUGAACCUUGACGACCCAGCAUAUGACAUCUCGACAUUUGGCUUAUUUGUUGUGGAUCUCCCUCGACAUGUUGGUUCCAGCAAGUCCCUCGACGCGGCUAUCGGUGCCUUUGUCGCGGGAUUCGGUACGCUUCAGAACAAAACCAUGUCCAAGGUUUUUGCGCUCGAUCGAUAUGUUUAUGCUAUAAAGACGCUGAGAGAAACCAUGAACAACCCUGUACUGGCCAACACGAAGGACAAUAUGUGCUCGAUAUAUUUGAUUGCGAUCUGUCAAGAAUGGCUGGGACACUGUUCUGGGUAUACAAAACACUAUGAAAUGCUUGGACAUUUGAUCCAGAAUUCUGUUCAAAAGCAUUCUUUCGAUCCCUCUGAUCUAUCAUUUAUGCAAACUAUUCUCGGCGCUGUGGUCCUCGAGAGCUUCAAUAAUCAAAACAUACAAUUGGGUCCAUGGUAUUGGCAGGCCAUGUCCCUGUUUAGCGGCGGUGUUCGGCCUCUCAAGUCUGGUGACGGCAUGUCUUUUGCAUCUUUAGAUCUCGCAACCAUUGGUGAAAUGUCUUGGUUUCUCCGAGAACCCGAGAAAUAA